Haemorhous mexicanus (house finch) is the source of this 1275-nucleotide messenger RNA. Its product is annotated as granulocyte-macrophage colony-stimulating factor receptor subunit alpha-like. NCBI's taxonomy places the organism in Eukaryota, Metazoa, Chordata, Aves, Passeriformes, Fringillidae. Gene Ontology annotation, molecular function: protein binding; cytokine receptor activity. Gene Ontology annotation, cellular component: membrane; external side of plasma membrane. The record is from RefSeq and is a predicted model, not a curated record. Gene Ontology annotation, biological process: cytokine-mediated signaling pathway; immunoglobulin mediated immune response. The transcript has 9 exons. The coding region runs from base 163 to 1140 and encodes 325 amino acids.
AACACUUCCUUUGCUAAGAUGGUUCCCCAAAACACCAGCAGCAAGGGAGACAGCCCUAUUUAUAGUUAUACAGCCUUUUAAAAUAUAGUCUUUCUAUCUUCUCUGAACCUGAAGAUUAUAAUAGAGAGAUAAACGAGGUAAAGACAUUUUGAAAUAAAAGGCAUGAAGGGGUCAGCCAUUGAAAACUUCUCCUGUGUGAUUUAUAACAUCUUCCUCAUGAACUGCACUUGGCAGGCAGGAAGGGAUGCUCCAGAAGACACACAGUAUUUUCUCUACUGGCAGAAUUCAAGAGAUGAAGAGGAGAUGGAAUGUGAGCUUUACAUUAAAGAUGAAAAUUGCAGAAAUGUGGGAUGCAUCUUCCAAAAUGUGAGCAUAGGGAUUGAAAAAGCUUACUUCCUGGUGAAUGGGUCUAGCAAAGACUCCCUGAUCCAGUUCUAUGAUGAGUACAUUGACCUGUAUGAAAUUGAAAAGCUCAUGCCUCCAUCAAAUAUCACAGUCAACUGUGAUGAAAUUAAAAGUGAUUGCAAAAUUCAAUGGCAACGACCCCAAAUAAGUCAUUCUAGCAAGGACAUGUGUUUUAAAUAUGAAAUUAACAUAAAGUAUAAGGAUAAUUCUAAAGGAAAACCUAUAUAUACUUCCAUACAAGAAGGGGGAAAUAGUAACAUAUUUCUAAGAUCAAAUACAAGAAAGAAGUACAUCUUGAAAAUGAGAGCAGCUGGCAGUGCCUGCUUUGUGAACCCAGCCUGGGGGGAAUGGAGUGCACCUGUUGAGUUUGGAAAUGAGGAACUUAUAUCUUCUUCAGUAUGGAUUUUACUUGGGGUAGCAGUUGCAACAUCCCUAAUGGCAAUCAUCACAAUUUUUUUCUGCAAAAGUUUACUUUUAGGAGUGAAGAGGAAGAUAAGAGCUGGUGCAAGGGUACAAUGGUGUUGUCACAUUAUGGCUAUUCAAUUUUGGUUUUGUAUUCAAUAUGUUGUGAUUUCCAGGACUGGCUGUUGGAAGGCAGCAUUUCCACAGAUCCCAGGGCCAAAAGCUGCUUUUUUUACAGUGGCUGAUACAAAUCCAGAGCUGAUGGAGAGCAAAAUACAGUCAAUAACAUCUGAAAAUGAAGAGAUAGUAUUAGUUGCUGACAUUGUGAGAUAACCAAGAAAAAUGGAGGAGUCUGAAAGUGCAUUUCUUAGUCAACUGUAUAUCCCUGUGGAAAGUCUGGAAUAUUAUGUAGGCUUUCUUUACUUUCUUCUUUUUCUUGAAUAAAAGCAUGAUGCAGCCAAGAGAAAA